CAGGAGGGCGUAGGCGUACUCUCCCCCAAAAGCCCCACGGAUCGGGUUCUUCUGGUGGUACCUGGCAACCGAGUGUUUGAAUCGCGGCUGGUCGAGUUUCAGGUCAGGAUCGGAGAUAGUGAAGUGUCUGCGCCUAAGUGAAAUUUUACAGUAAAACAAAAUGAGGGAGAUUGUGCACUUACAGGCAGGGCAGUGCGGAAACCAGAUUGGGGCAAAGUUUUGGGAAGUCAUCAGUGACGAGCAUGGCAUUGAUCCAACGGGCACAUACCAUGGGGACAGCGAUCUUCAGCUCGAGCGGAUCAAUGUUUACUACAAUGAGGCCACAGGUGGCAAAUAUGUACCUCGUGCAGUCCUGGUGGACUUGGAGCCUGGCACCAUGGACUCUGUGAGGUCUGGGCCCUUUGGCCAAAUCUUCCGACCUGACAACUUUGUGUUUGGUCAGAGUGGUGCUGGUAACAACUGGGCCAAAGGUCACUACACAGAGGGUGCUGAGCUGGUGGACUCGGUUCUUGAUGUGGUCAGAAAGGAGGCAGAGAGCUGUGAUUGUCUACAGGGAUUUCAGCUCACUCACUCCCUGGGUGGGGGCACUGGCUCUGGCAUGGGUACCUUACUGAUCAGCAAGAUUCGAGAAGAGUACCCUGACCGUAUCAUGAACACAUUCAGCGUUGUCCCCUCGCCCAAAGUGUCGGACACUGUUGUGGAGCCUUACAAUGCCACACUGUCUGUACAUCAGCUGGUGGAGAAUACAGACGAGACGUACUGCAUUGACAAUGAGGCUCUCUAUGACAUCUGUUUCCGCACACUUAAACUGACCACACCCACUUAUGGGGACCUCAACCACCUGGUCUCUGUCACCAUGAGUGGGGUCACAACAUGUCUGCGCUUCCCUGGCCAGCUGAACGCCGAUCUGCGCAAACUGGCAGUCAACAUGGUGCCCUUCCCUCGUCUGCACUUUUUCAUGCCGGGCUUCGCCCCACUCACCAGCAGAGGAAGCCAGCAGUACCGUGCUCUUACAGUUCCCGAGCUCACCCAGCAGAUGUUUGAUGCCAAGAACAUGAUGGCAGCAUGCGAUCCUCGCCAUGGACGUUACCUGACGGUGGCAGCUGUGUUCCGUGGCCGCAUGUCCAUGAAGGAGGUGGAUGAGCAGAUGCUGAAUGUGCAGAACAAGAACAGCAGCUACUUUGUGGAGUGGAUCCCCAACAACGUGAAGACCGCAGUCUGUGACAUUCCACCGAGAGGACUGAAGAUGGCAGCUACGUUUAUUGGUAACAGCACUGCCAUCCAGGAGCUGUUCAAGCGCAUCUCUGAGCAGUUCACGGCCAUGUUCAGGCGCAAGGCCUUCUUGCAUUGGUACACCGGAGAAGGAAUGGAUGAGAUGGAGUUCACAGAAGCAGAAAGCAACAUGAAUGACCUGGUGUCAGAGUACCAGCAGUACCAGGACGCCACAGCAGAAGAGGAAGGAGAGUUUGAGGAAGAGGGAGAGGAGGAGGCGGCCUGAGGAGUUUUACCUACCGCUCGUGUGACCUCUUAGUUCAAUCAGGGCUUUUACAUGUGUGUGUCUUCUGCCUUGAAGGUGUCUGUGUUUACCUGAAAGUCACUGUUUUUGUCUUUUUUUUUCCUUAUUUUUGUGUAAAGGGUGCAGUAAAGAAUUUAUUUUGGUCUGAGCCAUUCUUUAUACUGGGAUCGUGGUGUAAAAUAUUCUCUUAAUAAAGAUCUCCAGGUUUGA
Polypterus senegalus (gray bichir) is the source of this 1726-nucleotide messenger RNA. Its product is annotated as tubulin beta-4B chain-like. Gene Ontology annotation, biological process: mitotic cell cycle; microtubule cytoskeleton organization. Gene Ontology annotation, molecular function: GTP binding; GTPase activity; structural constituent of cytoskeleton. The transcript is spliced from 4 exons. The record is from RefSeq and is a predicted model, not a curated record. NCBI's taxonomy places the organism in Eukaryota, Metazoa, Chordata, Cladistia, Polypteriformes, Polypteridae. Bases 161 to 1498 code for a protein of 445 amino acids. Gene Ontology annotation, cellular component: microtubule; cytoplasm.